Molecule: messenger RNA, 1443 nt
Organism: Dacryopinax primogenitus
Lineage: Eukaryota; Fungi; Basidiomycota; Dacrymycetes; Dacrymycetales; Dacrymycetaceae
Product: MFS general substrate transporter
Exons: 6
Coding region: 1-1443 (480 amino acids)
Biological process (GO): transmembrane transport
Cellular component (GO): membrane
Molecular function (GO): transmembrane transporter activity
Source: RefSeq, a predicted model, not a curated record
AUGACUGGCCUCCCCGAGCUCACGAGGAAGAAGGAUGGCGUCGUCCACGGCGGGACGCACAAGGAGGCUUCGCUAAACAGUUACGAUGAGGAGGCUCUCAUCGAUCAGGCCGUCGAGCGCAGGAUAUUGAUGAAGCUUGAUCUUUGGAUUGUGACAGUAAUGACUUUGUUCUAUCUUCUGAGCUUCCUGGAUCGAUCGAAUAUUGGAAACGCCCGAGUCGCAGGAUUGCAAGCUGACCUGAAGCUGACCGACUUUCAGUACCAGCUGGCCAUCACUUUCACCUAUGUACCUUACGUGGUCGCCGAGUUGCCAUCAAACUUGCUUCUGAAGAUCGUCGGACCACAGAUCCUCCUGCCCACCAUCGUCACUAUCUGGGGUGUCAUUACCCUUUGUCAAGGAUUUUGUCACUCCCUCGGCGCUCUCAUCGCAUGUCGUGUAUUUCUUGGCUUCUUCGAAGGUUGCCUCCUCCCUGGCAUCAUGGUUUACACCGCGACCCUUGCAGGUGCCUUUGGUGGUCUUCUUGCUGCCGCUAUCCAGCAAAUGAAUGGCGACAAGGGCAUCAGAGGCUGGAGUUGGAUUUUCAUCAUUGAAGGCACUGUUACCGCUCUCAUCGGGAUUAUCUCGUACUUUACCCUGCCAGAAAGUCCCUCCGCGGCACGCUUCCUCACAGAACAGGAGAAGACUGUUCUUCUCGCUCGGUUGAGGGCAGAGACUCGCGCAGUCGGUUAUGAAGAGGAGCACUUCGACUGGAGCCAAGUUAAGCGUGCUUUGCUGCACACGCCCCAGCUCUGGAUCCUCGGCUUGGGUUUGUUUGGAAAUGGAAUGACUCUGUUUGUAUUGGCGUACUUCCUUCCAUCUAUUGUCGGGGCGUUCGGGUAUUCGUCGACGAAGACUCAAUCAAUGACCGUGCCGCCGUAUGCGGUCGCCUUUGUUGUGACGAUGACUGUGUCUUUCUUUUCCGAUCGGUACAGAGCCCGAGGGCCAGUCAUCAUCGGCAUGUCAGCUGUGGCCCUCAUUGGCUUCGGUUUGUUCUUCGCCAACCUGAACGUUAACGUAUCGUAUCUUGGUGUUUUCUUCGCUGUAACGGGCGUCUACUGCACUGCGUCGUCCUUCUGCACGUGGAUACCAAACAACUCUGGUCCUCAUUACAAGCGGGCCUCUCUUCUUGCCAUGUCUCUUAUCCUAACCAAUGUGGGAGGCAUUGCGAGUACGUGGCUAUUUCCUACGUCCGCCGCACCCAGGUACAGAGGCGGUAUCAUUGCCCACCUUGUAUGUGCUUCCGUGCCGCUGAUUUGCGGUGCCAUCAACGUGGCAUUUAUCCAUUGGGGAACGAAGAAGAAACAGGAGCAACGAGAGAAGAUCCUGGCGCCUUAUGAGGGUGAUGAGAAGAGGGCAUGGCGAGAGUUGGGGGAUAAUCACCCAGAUUUUAAGUGGAUGUUCUAA